CAGCGGGCGCUCUUGCCGUGUACAGUGUGAUGAAAGUAGAACACUGUCACCUUCCGUGUGAAUGUGUGUGUGUGAGAGAGAGAGACUGUGUGAGACUGUGUGUGUGUGAGAGAGAGAGACUGUGUGUGAGACUGUGUGAGACUGUGUGUGUGUGAGAGAGAGAGACUGUGUGUGAGACUGUGUGUGAGACUGUGUGUGUGUGAGAGAGAGUGUGUGUGAGACUGUGUGUGUGUGAGAGUGUGUGUGAGACUGUGUGUGAGAGUGUGUGUGAGCGCGCGAGUGUGUGGCGUUAUAAGUUACAUGGAUAAAUCAUUAUAACCGCUGUUCACCUUUACAUAAGACUUUAUUACAGAUACUCCACCAUGAAUGGGAAUAGAGACUCUGACUGUGUGGAAGAGUUAUCCCCGGAUCACAACGGUGUGAUUCAGACCAUCUACAGCUCCAUCAGUCCAUCUGAGGAGCAACCCAACAUGUCCACCUACUUCGACGAGAAAGUCCCUGUACCUGAUGAUGUCACACAGGUGUUUAGUUUCCGGAAGCUGUGGGCCUUCACAGGUCCAGGUUUCCUGAUGAGCAUUGCUUAUUUAGACCCGGGGAACAUCGAGUCAGACCUUCAGUCAGGAGCGAUAGCAGGGUUUAAGCUCCUGUGGGUUCUCCUCGGUGCCACCAUCAUCGGUCUACUGCUGCAGCGUCUGGCCGCUCGACUGGGCGUGGUUACAGGGAUGCAUUUAGCUGAAGUCUGUCAUCGACAAUAUCCCACUGUUCCUCGAAUCGUUCUGUGGUUGAUGGUAGAACUGGCAAUCAUUGGCUCUGACAUGCAGGAGGUGAUCGGCUGUGCCAUCGCUCUCAACCUGCUGUCUGUGGGCCGGAUCCCUCUGUGGGCCGGUGUACUCAUCACCAUAGUUGAUACGUUUGUUUUUCUGUUUCUGGAUAAAUAUGGUUUGCGUAAACUGGAAGCGUUCUUUGGUUUCCUCAUCACCAUCAUGGCAGUGACCUUUGGCUAUGAGUAUGUGCGUGUGUCUCCGGAUCAGGGCGCUCUGUUAAAGGGGAUGUUUGUUCCGUACUGUCAGGGCUGUGGAGCUCCACAGUUAGAGCAGGCUGUGGGGAUUGUGGGAGCGGUUAUAAUGCCUCAUAACAUCUACCUGCACUCUGCACUGGUCAAGUCACGAGAGGUGAAUCGAGCGAACAAGAGGGAGGUGAAAGAGGCGAAUAAAUAUUUCUUCAUCGAGUCGUGCAUUGCGCUCUUCGUCUCCUUCCUCAUCAACGUCUUUGUAGUGGCCGUGUUCGCUGAGGCUUUCUACAAUAAAACUAACAUGGAAGUGAAUGAGCAGUGUAAUCAAACUGGAAGUGUAAACACUGACCUGUUUCCACUUAACAACAACACACUGCAAGUCGACAUCUACAAAGGGGGUGUGGUCCUGGGCUGUUUCUUUGGUCCUGCAGCUCUGUAUAUCUGGGCAGUGGGGAUUCUGGCAGCAGGUCAGAGCUCCACCAUGACGGGGACGUACUCUGGCCAGUUUGUCAUGGAGGGUUUCCUGAACCUGCGUUGGUCCAGGUUUGCGCGUGUGUUAUUAACACGCUCCAUUGCGAUCUUUCCCACGCUGCUUGUGGCCAUUUUUCAGGAUGUUACACAUUUAACUGGAAUGAAUGAUUUCCUCAACGUACUGCAGAGCAUGCAGCUCCCGUUUGCGCUGAUCCCAAUACUGACCUUCACCAGCCACACCUCCAUCAUGAACGACUUUGCCAACGGCCUGUUCUGGAAGAUCGGCGGUGGUCUCACUAUCCUGAUGGUGUGUGCCAUUAAUCUGUACUUUGUGGUUGUGUAUGUGACGGCUCUGAACAGUGUGCUGCUCUACGUCCUUGCCGCCCUGCUGUCCAUCGCUUACCUCUGCUUCAUAGCUUAUCUGGCGUGGCGCUGUCUGAUCGCUCUGGGCGUGUCCUGUGUGGAUGUUUGUGGCAGGGUUAUGCAGAGCCACAUGGACUCGUACCUGAUGAACAACCUCGACUCAGACCUGGAGCGAUAACACACACACACACACACAAACCUGGGUUAUUAUUAUUAUUGUUUUUAUUUUUAUUUUUAAGUUUUAAUUGAAACGUGUAAAGUGGACAGUUUGACCAGAACACUGGACAGUCCCUUCCUGUAGUGUGCACUGUUUAGUGAUGUUUUGUCCCUUACACAAAGCCGGACAUUUUAAAUGUUUCUGAUGAUUCUGAGUAUUGUGUUACUGUCUAUUAGGCAAUUUGCAUACAGCCAAUAGGAGAGUGGGGGGGGGUGUCUGUGUGCAAACCCUGAAACAUUUCACUAUAAUAAGCUACUGAAGCUCCUCCCACUAAGCCACACCCCCAGUCCUUCACCUGAGCUGCUGUAUUACCUGAACACUGAGAGAUCAACACUGUAUUGAAUCAUUUUAUUGACCAGCGCACAGAAAUGUUAUUAAAGAAACACUUUUUGUGUGUAAAGGACCAAAGUAUUAUAUUUAAAAUUCUAAUAUUUUAAACAUAUAAAUUUAUCUAUUAAACUAAUCACACACUUCUUACUGAGCAGUUCCACUCCGCCCUCUGAUACUGACCACUUCCCUCUAACAGCAGGUCCAGUGUUUUAUUCUCACAUCAUAGCAAACAUCACACCGGUCAUUUAUUAUCAGUCGUGUGUUAGACUUUUAUCCAUUUACAGUUACAUUUAAUGUUGAUGAAAUGAGUUACUGAGAAACUGUAAAGCAGUGUAAACUCCUCUGUCCUGAAGAUGUCGAGAACUUUACAGCUUCACCUCUGACUGAUACACACACUCAUACACACACACAUACACACACACACACAUACACACUCAUACACACACACAUACACAC
Molecule: messenger RNA, 2849 nt
Organism: Hemibagrus wyckioides
Lineage: Eukaryota; Metazoa; Chordata; Actinopteri; Siluriformes; Bagridae
Gene: slc11a2
Product: solute carrier family 11 member 2
Exons: 17
Coding region: 363-2024 (553 amino acids)
Biological process (GO): metal ion transport
Cellular component (GO): plasma membrane
Molecular function (GO): cadmium ion transmembrane transporter activity; iron ion transmembrane transporter activity; manganese ion transmembrane transporter activity
Source: RefSeq, a predicted model, not a curated record